AUGGAGCGUUUUGUAAGAAGCUAUAUGGUUACGGAAAAUGAUGCUUCCGAAGAGGCUUGUUCAAUUGUUUCUUCAAUUACAAGAAGCAUGCAUGAUGGCGAAGUAUCAUUACUUGCAUUUAUUACGCAGCUCGAGGAGUUUUUGACUAGCGAAGAAUCUUCAAUUCGGGCAAAAGGCACAGGACUUCUAUCUGCUGUCCUGAAAGAAUGUCCACAAGAGCAAGUGAAUGUAGCUGCUGCAAAUGUGUUGGUAGAUUUCUAUUGUGAAAGACUGUCCGACGUAUCAAGUGUUCCAGAACUUAUCCACGGAUUAGUGUCUCUUCUGCAGUUCAACUCUUUUCGUGACGAGCAUGCUGUCAAAAUUUCAAAAUCGAUUUUUGCGAGCGUAAAUGUUCAGAGUCACCAGCAAACGACGCGUCACGGAGUAUUUCAAAUAUUUGAUAUGAUAUUACAAAGUCAUUUGGAUGCCUUGAAGCGCUCAGAAAUUGAUUUCGUCGGUGGUUUCAUUCAUGUCAUGGAUGGCGAAAAAGAUCCAAGGAACCUAUUAAUGGCAUUUUCAUUAGUUAAAAUAAUGAUAAGGGAAUUUGAUAUUUCCCAACAUAUAGAGUCAUUGUUUGAAGUUACUUUUUGCUACUUUCCCAUCACCUUUAAGCCGCCACCCGAUGAUCCUUAUGGAAUCACCGCUGAUGAUCUAAAAAUUGCCCUCAGGGAGUGUUUGUCAGCAACACCACUUUUUUCUAAAAACGUAAUGCCGCUAUUGUUAGAAAAACUGACAUCCACGUCUGGAAAUGCAAAGAAAGAUUCAAUGGAAACUUUAGCAGCUUGUGCUUCUGUAUACGGAAUCGAUGCCAUUCAUCCUUUUGUUGAAGAUUUGUGGGAAUAUCUUAGAGAUGAGACGUUUAACGCGCCGGAUGACUCAAUUGAAGUGAUUGCCCUCGAAGCAAUUCGUAGCAUAGUGGCAACACUGUCGGUUGGUGUGAUUAAAGGGUCCGAUCGCUUGCAACAAUUUUUGAAAACUGCGGUAUCUGAAUGUAUGGAAAAUCUUAAAACUCCAGAACUUAAAUUGUCCAGACCAAGUGGAAAGAUUUUAAAAUAUUGUGCAAUGGCAUCAGAUCCCUCAUAUGACAUUAUUAUUCUUGCGACGAUGCACGGAUUGUUGGAUCAAUAUAGAAGCAGUGAUCUGGCGACAGGAAAAAAGGCAAUAUUAGAAGUAUUGAUGGAAUAUAUUGAUGCUGCUCGACAUCUCUAUGACAUUUAUUUAGACGACCAAAACGUCGUAAAUCCUCUAGUGCCAUAUAAAGAUGACCUCUUAGAGGUAUUCGGUUCGGCAUUAUUAGAGGUCAAUGAAUAUAGCGAAUUAAGGUUGUGUGGUUUACGUGGAUUAUUUGAUAUGAUCUUGCUAAGGCAAUUUCUAUCGGAUAAUGAAGUUGGGAUCAUUUUACAACACUUUACUCAAAUCAUACUGAAUGAAGAUGAUCGGGACAUCGUGAAGAAGGCAGUAAAUUAUUUGGGAAAAGUAGCUCAUCUUAAACCAAGAAUUGUGUUAGAAGUGACACUUCCGACAUUUAUGUCUCAGCUUCCUUCUAACUAUGAAACAUUGAAUCUCUCUAAUAUUCACGGAGCAAAAUACAUCAAGGCGCUCGAGGCAUUUUCCGAAAUACCAAUUGAGCCGAUCUUAUUUGAGGCCUUGGUACCAGAAAUUUUGGAAAAGUUGGAUGGAAUUCAUUUUUCACUUUCUAAUUUAAACGUUGAAUACGCAAGAGCCUUAUUACGAUCCCUUCUCUCCUUGCUUAUCAAGAAGUCAUCGUUAAAUCACGAUGAUAUUUCACGAUAUGUGAAUACCCUUGUGCCUCACCUUAUCGCAAAGUGUGUCGGACCAACCCUUGAGAUGGAUGUUUCUGCGAAAUAUGUUUUUUGUGAUUUCGAAAUUGUCAAAAUUACUGCAGGAAUAAUUUCGAUAAUCACAAGGAAUUUGGGUGUUAGUGAGCAAGCAGUAUUCUUUGCACAAAUUUUUGAAUUAUUCACCCAGGGAAAUACAAGUUUUCUUCCAUUUUCGGAAGUCGAAAAGAGUAAACAUGUGAUUCCUUUCCGACCUCUUUCGCCUGAAUCCAAUUCAUCUCAGAAAACCUUGACCUUUUUUUUUACUUCAUCCGUUUGCCAUAUAAGACCGGAAGUUCCAUAUCCUGUACCGGAUAUUUCUGAUUUUUUGUCAGGAAUAAUGUCCACUUCUUUGUCAUCCACCAGCGAAGAACAACAACUUUCGUUGGCUCAAUUAGCCGCCUCCGUAUUGAAUAAGUGGAGUCAAGAAAAGGAAUUGGAAGCUUUUGUACGGAAGAAUGUACUUGGAGAAUUGUUGGGUCACUUAACCUCUGGGUCUUUUAGAAAAGAGUCAUUGAAUCUAUAUCUUUGGUUAACGAAGGCGUUAGUGCUUCGUACACACUCUCUCGGAAAUGAAUGUAUGGACCAGAUAAUGAAUCUGUUUGAAGAUCCCGCGUUUGGAAAGCAAGCGUCCGAAGGAAUUAGCGUGAUUAUUGGGGAUAAUGAUAUUUUGAGUAAACAAAGCUUUUCUAUAAUAAAACUUCUUUACAAGCAACGAUUCUUCAAUUAUAUCAUGCCCAAGUUGAUCGAAGGAUUCAAAAGAUCAAAUAAUGAUAAUUACUUGAUCGCAUUAUCGCAUUUAUUACGAAAUGUACCAAAACAGAUAUUACUUAGCGAACUUUCUCCAUUAUUUCCUUUACUCAUUCAAUCAUUAUCAUUGCCUGAUCCCAAUCUCCAAGUAUCGACAAUUGAUACAUUCUAUUUGAUCGCUCUUGAAGCACCGCACAUAAUUUCCGAACAUAUCUCGACCAUAAUUCCGUUAAUGCUAUCAUUUGUUCAGUCGACGAAUGGAAAUAGCAUGAGAGUUCGUAUAUCCUCGUUACAAUGUCUGGGCGCAUUUCCUGAUACGAUCCCAUUCGACGUGUUGUAUCCCUUCAAAUCAAAAGUUUUAAAGGAAAUAGGAAAUGCUCUGGAUGAUAAAAAACGGUUGGUUCGAAAAGAGGCAGUCGAUUGUCGUAGCAGAUGGUUCUUAUUUACGGGACCUAAACCGAAUUGA
Messenger RNA from Acaulospora morrowiae, 3093 nucleotides. NCBI's taxonomy places the organism in Eukaryota, Fungi, Glomeromycota, Glomeromycetes, Diversisporales, Acaulosporaceae. The record is from the annotation of a GenBank genome assembly.